AUGUUCUCGUCAUUUGCUAUUCAACGUCUUAUUAUCACACAAAACAUUUACUUUUAUACUGCAGUCAUUAUUUUCGUUGUCGGUAUUAUUGGUAAUAUUCUGAACAUAUUUAUAUUUACUAAAGUGAAAAUUUUUCAAGGCAAUCGUUGUGCUUUUUACUUAAUUGUCGAAUCUAUUAUCAAUCUUUGUUUUUUAAUUCAAAUUUUUGUUCCUCAAAUUUAUCAAAGAAUAUACGGAAUUGAUCCAGGAAAUAUAUCUAUUUUCUAUUGUAAAAUAAGAACAACAUUGGGUCAAUCAUGUCGACUUCUUAUUGAUUUUAUAGUAUGUUUUGAAGCACUUGAUCAAUAUCUUACAACUCACUAUCACUUUUCUAUUCGAAAAAUAAGCACAUUAAAUCUUGCACAAUGUUUAAUAAUUGUAGCAACUACUUUAUGUAUUUCGCAAACUAUACCUUAUAUUAUUUUCUAUGACAUUGUUACACCAUUUGGUUGUAUAAUAACCAACAAAGGUUUAACAUAUUAUUAUUCUUAUGUUUAUUAUAUUUUUGUUCAUGGUUUUUUUCCAAUUUUAAUUUCAUCUUUAUUCAGUGUAUUGGCCUAUCGUAAUGUUCGUCAUCUAAUUCGACGACAAAUUCCGAUUGUACGUCGAAAACUCGAUCGUCAAUUAACAGCAAUGAUUUUUGUACGUGUCAUUUUCUUUAUUAUUCUCUUAUUACCAUACACAAUAUUUCGAAUAUAUAUACUUAAUCUCAACAUAUCUUUGGUAGAUACUGUUCAUUAUGCAAUUCUUCAAUUAACUUCAGCAAUCACUGUAUCAUUAAUGCUUGGAAAUCAUUCAGUUAACUUUUAUAUAUUUUUUGCUACAUCGUCAAGAUUUCGUCAUCAAGUUAAAUAUUUUUUUAUGAAAAUAUGUUGGCAAUCUUUGAAACGUUGGUAUAAUUCAAAUAUUAAUAGAGUUCAUCCUAUGAAUAUAUCUUCAACUGCAUCUAAUCAUGGAUCAGAAGAAUCUACAUCAGUUCCAAGUGAAAUAAAAUUUGAAAUUCCCUAUAUAUUUUCUAUUGAAUUUAUUUGGGAAACUCUUCAACAAGUACUUAGCGAUGUUUUAAGUGAAUAUGUUGAUUUUAAUAAUGUACUUGAUACAUUAUCAUCUAAUUCUACAUCAACAUCAAAUUCAACUGAUUAUACAGAUCGUCCAUCAUUAAUUGAUUUUUCACACUAUUUAACAAAAAAAGCUCCAACACGUUCACAGCAAAUUCCACGACUUUUUGAAUUUUCUCAAUCCGCACAAUUCAGUUCCAUGACAUUAUAUUUACAAGAAAAAAAUUGUUUUGCUAUGAAACAAGAAACAUCAACUACAAAACAACGUGCUACUAUAUAUAACCAAUAUGUAUGUAAACCAAAUUAUCGAAAUAUUACAGCUGUACAUGAUGUUCUUCAAAGAAUUAUUGAAGAUAUCGAUGCGAGUUUUACAUUACAUCCAACUAAACGUAUUCUUGACAGGUUAGAUAUGUUUAUAUUUGAUGAAAAAUAUGAAAGAUAA
Messenger RNA from Rotaria sp. Silwood2, 1539 nucleotides. Lineage: Eukaryota; Metazoa; Rotifera; Eurotatoria; Philodinida; Philodinidae. The record is from the annotation of a GenBank genome assembly.